Molecule: messenger RNA, 1315 nt
Organism: Elaeis guineensis (African oil palm)
Lineage: Eukaryota; Viridiplantae; Streptophyta; Magnoliopsida; Arecales; Arecaceae
Product: cytochrome P450 71A1
Molecular function (GO): iron ion binding; monooxygenase activity; heme binding
Source: RefSeq, a predicted model, not a curated record
UCAUGAGAACUCAUGAUCACAUCUUUGCUAGCCGCCCUCCUAUGAAGGCUGCUAAGAUCCUUUUGUGCGAUGGCAGAGACGUCGGAUUUGCACCAUACGGUGAGUGCUGGAGGUAUGCAAAGAAGGUUUGCAUCAUCCACCUCCUUAGCAAUAAAAAGGUGCAAUCGUUUCGGCUUGCGAGGGAAGAAGAAGUAGCCCUUAUGAUCCGGAACAUCUCUCGAGCUUCUCUUACGCCCGAUCCUCUGAACGUAAGUGAGAUCUUGCAUGCCUUCGCAUGUGAUAUGCUCUGCAGAGUUGUUUCAGGGAAAUCCUUUAGAGAAGGAAGGAACAAACUGUUUCGCGAGUUGCUAAAGGAGAGUUCUGCCCUGCUUGGAGAGUUUCGUUUGGAGGACUACUUCCCUUCGUUGGCAUGGAUGGACGUGUUCUUGGGGAUGAGCGUGAGGGCCAGGAGAAUUGCUGAGAGAUGGAGUGGUGUUCUUGACGAGGUGAUCAAGGAACACGCAGAUCAAGUGAAGGAUGAGAAGCAUGAGGAGGACUUUGUGGAUGUGUUGUUGUCUCUUCAGAAGGAUCCCGGUGCGGACUUGGCCCUCACAAAAGAAGAUAUCAAGGCGCUCUUAGAGGAUAUGUUUGGUGCGGGAAUUGAUACAUCUUACAUAGUUCUAGAAUGGGCCAUGGUAGAGCUUGUUCGGAACUCACAAGUGAUGGAGAAACUACAAGAUGAGGUUCGAAUAAUAGCUGCAGGAAAAGGCUUGGUCAGAGAAGAGGAUUUGGGUGAGGUGAGCUAUUUAAAGUAUGUGAUAAAAGAAGUUUUACGGCUGCACCCUCCUGCUCCAUUAUUGCUUCCGAGAGAAACGAUGGAUGAUUGUCGCAUAGAGGGCUAUGAAAUUCCUAGGAAAACAAGAGUAAUUGUGAAUGGCUGGGCCAUUGGUAGAGAUCCCAAAUUUUGGGAGGCACCUGAAGAGUUCCGACCUGAGAGAUUUAUGGAUAAUAAGAUUGAUUUCAAGGGGAAUGACUUUCAAUUCAUUCCAUUUGGGUCUGGUCGGAGGAUGUGCCCUGGCAUGAACUUUGCUAUUUCUACUGUGGAGCUUGCACUGGCAAAUCUGAUGCAUUGUUUUGACUGGGAGUUGCCACAUGGCAUAAGAAGGGAGGACCUAGAUAUGACUGAAGCUCUUGGAAUUACAACGCCAAGAAAACAAAGACUUCACCUAGUUGCAAAACCAUGUGGCUACUACAAUGACCUAUGAAUAAUGAUCAGUUCCACUAAGAAUAAGUGCUGGUUCUUAUAAUAAUAAAUAAUAAUGACUUCUGUGUUUCU